Molecule: messenger RNA, 2415 nt
Organism: Carica papaya (papaya)
Lineage: Eukaryota; Viridiplantae; Streptophyta; Magnoliopsida; Brassicales; Caricaceae
Source: RefSeq, a predicted model, not a curated record
UCACUGACUUCCCUCUCUUCUCUCUCUCUCUCUCUCUCUCUCUCUCUCUCUCUCUCCAUCAGACACAGAACGCAGCCUUUCGGUUCUCAUUUUCUUCUCUCACUAAGACCGCUGUCUCUCUCUCUAGAGUAUUCUUUCUGCUCUUUUACGGUGCCGUUUUGAAGGCCGAGGAGGAAGGGUUCGGUUCGAUCACGUCAGGUUCGGAUAUCGCGUGUUUGUAUGCGGAAAGUGGGCUUCUUUUGGGGAUUAUAAAGAAGUUAAUGGUUCGAUUUUUGUUAUUAUUCUAGGAAAUUUGGAAUUUUAUUAGCCUUUCUAGUAGACUGCAAACAUUGUGCUGGAGUGAUGGUGAUGAAACUGUUUAUUGAUUUAUGCAUUGGAAAAUGUGAUUGAAAGUUGCUGUACACUGCAGAGAGUUGAAAUUUUUGUUGUGUUUGAUAUGGGGUCUGCUUGUUGUGUCGCUUCUAGAGACAAAACCAUACAGAAUGGACCUGGUAGUGAAAUAUUUCACAGGAAUGUUCGGUACUCACCAUCGUGGAGCUUUCGGUGGGAAAAUAGAGGCCGAGUAGCAGGGGAAGAGGUUUCUUUAAGUUGGCUAUCAGAUGGGAUUAGCCGGAAUGAUGGAUCAGACAUCAAAUAUGAGUCGGCAUUUGGAUCAGAAGAGGGAAGUCCAUCGGAGAGUUUUCGCACACGUAGAUGGCAGAAGUCCCCACUUUCUGAAGAGACUGCUGGCCUUGCGAGAACUCCUGCUUCAGAUCAAUCUAUUUCAAGGAAUACCUCAAUGGAUGUCAGUUUGGAACAGGUAAAGGAGUCAACUGAGUCCCCUGCAGCUUCUCAUCCAUCUCCCAUGAAAUUAUCACUUUCAUUGCCUUCAACAUCAUCCUUAUCGACAUCUCCUUUAUCGUCCAAGUGUCACCUGCAACCUGGCAGCUCAACCAGACCUGCGACACCUAGGUGGCUGCGGUCCUCUCCAAGGCAUCAUCUAUUGCGGCAGGUAUCUGAUGUCCAAAUGCCAGAAUUGAAGUCACCUGCUAGGAACUCAGCAAUUGAAGAAAGGCCUGCAGUUCCAUCAUGGAGCAAUGAAUCCACUCGGGGUUCCCAAGGUGGUUCCUCAGAUGGCUGGUCCAUGCAUGCUUUUUCUGAGCUCAUGGCGUCUUCACAUAGAGAUCGUUGGUCUUUUGACAAUGAUCCCUUUGGCUUUAACGGUGAGAAGAUGACUAGAUAUGGUAGCCAAAUCUUGGCUUCUCCCUCUGUUGAUCUGCAAUCUUGUGGGGCUUGCUCAAAGCUGUUGUCAGAAAAAUCCUUUUGGAGCAGCCAGAAGAUCUUUGCCAAUAAUGAACUUUCUGUAGUUGCUGUUCUAACUUGUGGGCAUGUUUACCAUGCUGAGUGUUUGGAGAAUAUGACACCUGAAAUUGACAAAUAUGACCCUACAUGCCCUGUCUGUACAUUUGGCUCGAGGAAGACCCUUAGGUUGUCUGAAAAAGCUUUGAGAGCAGAGAUGGAAAUGAAGGUUAGAAACAGGAUAUCAAGGAAUAGGGUUGUGGAUAGUGAUCUUGAUAUCAAUUCUGUUGCGUUUGAUCGUCUAAAAGGCAGCAGGCAUGAAGGAAGGGGUCCCAAGUUGGCCUCCAGUUCAAGCACAAAAAGCUCUGCAGCAAGACCUUUUUUGAGGAGUCACUUUUCUUUUGGGUCCAAGGGAAGUAGAUCCCCUAUAAACAAUCAGCCCAGCAGAAAGAAGGGAUUUUUCUGGACCAGAUCUGGGAAGAUAUGAACAUCUCAGCUCUUAAGAGUUGCUGGGACUCAAGUGGGCUUGGUGUUAUGAUUACACAGAUUCUGGUGCUGUUCUUCUCUAGCAAUCUCCCUUGGAUAGGGGAUGGUGAACAGUAUAACAUCAUCAAAGGCUAUUGUGUAACCUCUCCAUCUGGGAAGGCAUGCAUAUUCUGAAAUCUCACAAGAUUAGCUUCUGGGGUUUACCCUGUAAAGACAAGAUGAAGGAAUAUAUAUGUAUGAAUGACUUCUUAAAUAUGAAGGGGAAAUUUAUAGAAUGAGAACAGUAGUAGGUCAUUACGCAGGUGGAGUCCAGUUAUUAUUUUGUACAGAUUGAUUUGUAUCUUACUUGGGUACAUGCUUGAAUAUUGGAUUCAAAAGAAAUUUCUGUACAUGGGCUACUAGCCACUGGUGAAUUGAGCUAAGAAAGUUCUGGUGGUCUAUCCAAUUAAUGUCCCCAUAGGGGAGAUUUUAUCAUCAACAAGUUUGUUUCAGUCAAAGUUUAGGUUUUAGGCAAAUUUCAGUUCCUUUAGUUCUUCAUAGUACAUUGGAAGAUCCUUUGGUUCUUCAUAGUACAUUACUUGUGUAGGAUCAAGUUCUUGAACAAUGGAUCGAUACAUUUUAAGUUAGGAUAAAUUGAAGUUUCAUUUUCCA